CGGCAGGAAGAUGCCUCGCGCGGGGCUGGGGCGCCAACGGCCGGAACGCGUUCCGGGCCGCACCGGGACCGCCUGAAAGCCGAGUCCGCGCCGACCGAGCCUGGGCCGGAUGGGCGCUACGGACCGGGCCGCGGACCGCCGAGCGGCCGUCGUACUGCUUUUCUCUCGCCCCAGUGUGUGGACACCACCACACGCCCUCCAGACCAGCAACGGCUCUUGCGUGUAUUGCCCAGUGUUUCUGUCAGAGAGUCCGACAGAGCCAUAGAUCCUCCAGUGCUGGCCUGGAGCUGAGUCACGAGCGCCCAGCAGACAUGGUGAAAAUGACCAAGUCCAAAACUUUCCAGGCUUAUCUGCCACACUGUCACAGAACUUACAGCUGUAUCCACUGCAGAGCCCAUCUGGCCAAUCACGAUGAGCUCAUCUCCAAGUCUUUUCAGGGGAGUCAGGGGCGAGCCUACCUCUUCAACUCUGUGGUGAAUGUGGGCUGUGGCCCCGCUGAGGAAAGAGUCCUUCUGACUGGGCUGCAUGCAGUGGCUGACAUCUACUGUGAGAACUGCAAGACCACACUCGGGUGGAAAUACGAACAUGCCUUUGAGAGCAGUCAGAAAUACAAAGAAGGAAAGUUUAUCAUUGAACUUGCCCACAUGAUCAAAGACAAUGGCUGGGAGUAGAGCGAAGAGGUCCACUCCUGCCGAGUACCGUUAUAAAAGCUGAGUGUGGCGAAGGCCUGGCUUCUGGGGACAAUACUUCUUGAACUUUGACCUCACAGGCCACCCCAGUUCAACACUUGGGGGCCUCUCUCUAGUCUGUUUACUGGGUAAGGUGCCCCUAUCUGAGCUCCCUUCAUGUACACUGUUGUUUCUGGAAGUUUGCAUUCUUUUUCUAACUUCUUACAUUCUAGAGAAAGAAUUAACCAACUGACGACUCACCUGCCUAGUUAAUAACUCUGUACAUCUUCAACAUAGUCUGUGUUUUCACCAAACCCAAAAAGGGUCACUCGCACAAGCAAGGCAUAAUGGCACUCAAGAAUCUUCCAGAAAUAGUAAACAGAUUUACAGGUGAAACAUAUGGCUUUAAAUCUGAAGGCAGCCACUAAUAACAGUUAGAGAAGCUAAGGAAGAGAGACUCAGUGUGCUUUAUUUAAGCCAACACCCCCAUUCCCUCGUGUAGAAAGCCUGUGACUAGUGGCUAAGCAUUCUGUCGCUAGGCCUACAGGAGGCUGCCACGGCACAGCAGCUCGUAUGUGGGGCUGGUCCCUGACAUAGAGCAGCAGGCUGAGGUUCAUCUCACCCCUGGAUGUACUUGAAAUACAUUAGUCAUGCACACAGAGGCUGGAGCCAGCACGGGAAACUUGAGAACUUGAGAUUUUCUGUGAUAAAGGAAGAGCUUUCUCAGUAUGGGAGUUGCCUUUCCUGCCUGGGAUCACCUUAUGACAUGGGAGGGAUCUGGGCCAUCCCCCAGGUCCUACAUCUCAGAUUUUUAAGUCACAACCGGUAAUCCUCCAUGCAUCUGCAGGGGAUGGUCAGUUAGCAGAGGAUGGAGGCCAGGCAUUCCCAGAUAAGUUUUGUGGUUCAACUUUCUGUACUGAACACAGAAGAGCAGGAAGGAGGCCUGGGAAGGCUAAGCACCACCGUAAGCUGGGUAAGCAGAUGGGGAAAAGCUGCAGCUGCCGCCUGGGGUGUGCUUAGUCAAGAGCAGCUUCUAGUCCUCCCAACCCCAAACCUUCCAAGCCCAGAUCCUCUGGCCAAGACAGGCACUUCUUCAUCAGGCUGUUCCAGCUCCCUGCUCACUCCAAAGCCUACAUUUUGGAGCCAUGUCUUUACCUAAGUUUGGAAGCCUGCUAAUACAAGAAAUGCCUAGGCAGCAGAAGACAUGCUUGCACGGUCUAUGAGCCUCUGUGCCUGGUCCUGGCCAAAGCUGCUUUCUCCCCAGCUAUGCCCCGGUUCCCUCUAGACUAACCCAAAGCAAGGUUACUCCACCCAGUAAGGUAACUGCUGAAGUCCAGCAUAGGCAGCUAGUCCGUGUGAAAUCUAGCAGGCCCAGACUCCAUCCUUGUCUAGAAUAAACACUAGCCACAGUCAGCACCCAGGCUGGUUCUCAGUACUCUUGCCAGUGGGAAUGUGGCUGCUGAGGCUGGGAGACCAAUGUCACCUCAGGAAAGGUGAGGGCACGCUGAAUAUAUAUAUAUAUAUAUGUAUAUCCCCAUGAAUGCUUCACGUAAGUUGAAGAGCCCAGAGUCCUUCUGACCAGUUUUUGUAUAUACUAAGAUUAUAUCUACAGCUUUUUAUGUUCUGGGCAUGCUUUCUGCCCUGCUACUUGAGCACUUUUUGUAUUGUCUUUUGUGAUAGCAUUGACUGGAAAUUUUUUGCCAGUACCCUGACUUAUUUUGUAUUGGGGGGUAAUGGAUAUCAAAACUUUUAUGGAGUUUUUUGGAUUUUGUGUUGGCCUUCUGUGAUAUACAAACUUUUUAAAGCAAAAGAACUGACCAUGAGCUGGCUUCAGGGGAAGUGACAUGACUCCACAAGCAGAUGUGCUGAUAAACUGUGAGACUACCCACCUUCUUCAGUUUCUACAGCGUCGUUCUGUGACGAUGCUGACAUGCUUUCUUCAGAGCAGUGGGAGGUGGCACCAGGUCACAAACACUACUGCUUUAGAAUUGUGGGUUAUUUUGUUGCUGUCUUGUUAGCAUAUUCAUAGUAUUUUUAUACCUUAAUGCUUAUUCUCGAUGGCAUCAGUUGGGUAUUUGAAAAGAUCAGAAAUGAGAUUUUCUUUUUCUUUAAAAAAGUCCUUUAUUUUCUGAUGACCUCAUCAGGCAGUUUUUAAAACCCAAGUGUUAGUACUGUCUAAAAAACUACCAUUUAAGCUCUGGACAAGGCGUGGAAAUGCAAGCCCUGGCGGGGCCCGUCCUCUAUCCUGGAUGGCAAGCAUGGAGGAGGAUGCAGCUGUUCUUGGGACAAGUAUAGGCUCUGGGUAAGGCUGACUGGACAGUGACCUGGAAGCAACUGGGAGUUCACCAUGAGUAGCAUGACCACCAAGCUCAAGCAUACACAGUGCCCUUGGCCUCCCUGUCCCUGGCAAAACUGUCGCCCUUGGAGUCUUGUCUGUGAAGGAUAGAAAUAAAGCUGCUGUUGUCAACAA
Mesocricetus auratus (golden hamster) is the source of this 3138-nucleotide messenger RNA. It is a transcript of the gene Ypel1, whose product is annotated as yippee like 1. Lineage: Eukaryota; Metazoa; Chordata; Mammalia; Rodentia; Cricetidae. The transcript has 5 exons. The record is from RefSeq and is a predicted model, not a curated record. The coding region runs from base 312 to 671 and encodes 119 amino acids.